UUGAUCUUUUGCUAAUCUCUGAAUCUAGCACGCGGUCGGCUGCCUAUAAAUUUGGUUGCUCGUCAAGCCUCUCAUGCCACCAUUAAUUGCGAGCUGCUUCUUCUUCCCGUUCUUGUCAAGACUGAAACUCACUGGAUCAUCGAGGAGUGGCAAUGGCGGAGCAGCAGCUGAUGCAUGGCACCCUCGACGCCACCAUCUUCGAGGCCACCAACCUCACCAACCCCACCCGCCUCACCGGCAGCGCCCCCGAGGGCAUCCGCAAGUGGUGGGAAGGGGUGGAGAAGACGACCGGGGUUGGGCAGGGCGGGACGCGGCUGUACGCGACGGUGGAUCUCGGCAAGGCGCGGCUCGGCCGGACGCGGGUCAUCGACGACGAGCCGGUGAACCCGCGGUGGGACGAGCGCUUCCACCUCUACUGCGCCCACUUCGCCGACAACGUCGUCUUCUCCGUCAAGGUCUCGCUGCCCAUCGACGCCGCGCUCAUCGGCCGCGCCUACCUCCCCGUCGGGGACCUCCUGUCCGGCGAGGUCGUCGAGCGCAAGCUCGACAUCCUCGACGAGCACAAGAAUAAGCUCCCCCACGGGCCGACCAUCCACGUCCGUCUGCAGUUCAAGGACGUCGCCGUCGACGGCGACGGGAAGUGGUGGGGCGCCGGCGUCGGCAACGCCGGGUACGCCGGCGUGCCGUGCACCUACUUCAAGCAGCACACCGGGUGCGGGGUCACCCUGUACCAGGACGCGCACGUGCCGGACACGUUCGCGCCGACGAUCCCGCUCGCCGGCGGCGCGCACUACCAGCAGGGGCGGUGCUGGGAGGACGUGUUCGACGCCAUCAGCAACGCCAAGCACCUCAUAUACAUCACCGGCUGGUCGGUGUUCACCGACAUCACGCUCAUCCGCGACCCGUCCCGGCAGCGCCCCGGCGGCGACGCCACCAUCGGCGAGCUCCUCAAGCGCAAGGCCAGCGAGGGCGUCCGCGUGCUCAUGCUGGUCUGGAACGACGUCACGUCGCUGCAGAUCCUCCAGUCGCUCGGCAUCAAGUGGGGCUUCAGCCAGACGCACGACGCCGAGACGUUCCAGUACUUCGAGGACACCGACGUCCACUGCGUCGUCUGCGCGCGCCACCCCGACGCCGGCGGCAGCAUCGUCAUGGGCGUCAAGGUGCCCUUCGCUUCCACCCACCACCAGAAGACCGUCAUCGUCGACCACGACAUGCCGGCCGGCGCCGGCUCCGGCCUCCGCAGCAUCGUCAGCUUCGUCGGCGGCCUCGACCUCUGCGACGGCCGCUACGACACGCAGUCCCACUCCCUCUUCCGGACGCUCGACGCCGCGCACCACAAGGACUUCCACCAGCCGAGCAUCGACGACGCCGAGCUCGCCAAGGGCGGGCCGAGGGAGCCAUGGCACGACAUCCACUCCAGGCUCGAGGGCCCCGUCGCCUGGGACGUCCUCUACAACUUCGAGCAGCGGUGGCGGAAGCAGAGCGGCCACGGCGACCUCCUCGUCAACCUCACCGCCCUCGAGCACCUCAUUGCGCCGCAGUCCGCGAUGAAGCUCCCCGUCAUCGGCAACGACGACCACGAGGCGUGGAACGUGCAGGUCUUCCGCUCCAUCGACGGCGGCGCGUGCGACGGCUUCCCGAGCAGCCCGGAUGCGGCGGCGCGGCUCGACCUCGUGAGCGGGAAGAACAACGUGAUCGAGCGGAGCAUCCAGGACGCGUACAUCCACGCCAUCCGCCGCGCCAGGGACUUCAUCUACAUCGAGAACCAGUACUUCAUCGGGAGCUCCUACGGGUGGAGGCCCGACGACGGCGUCAGGCCGGAGGACGUCGAGGCGGUGAACCUGAUCCCGAGGGAGCUCUCCCUCAAGAUCAUGAGCAAGAUCGCCGCCGGCGAGCGGUUCACCGUCUACGUCGUGGUGCCGAUGUGGCCGGAGGGCCACCCUGACAGCCAGGCCAUGCAGGCCAUCCUCGAUUGGCAGAGGAGGACGAUGGAGAUGAUGUACGCCGACAUCGCCGGCGCGCUCAAGGCGAAGAGGAUGGACGCCGACCCGAGGGAUUACCUCACCUUCUUCUGCUUGGGAAACAGAGAGGUGAAGAGGAGUGGUGAGUAUGUGCCCGGACAUCACCCAAGAGAUGGCACGCCAUAUGCCAAGGCACAAAAGACGCGCCGGUUCAUGAUCUAUGUCCACUCCAAGAUGAUGAUAGUCGAUGACGAGUACAUCAUCGUGGGAUCGGCCAACAUCAACCAGAGGUCGAUGGACGGCGGCCGAGACUCGGAGAUCGCCAUGGGAGCAUUCCAGCCACACCACCUGAACAUCGGUGGCCAGCUUGCAAGAGGUCAAAUCCAUGGCUUCCGGAUGUCACUAUGGUAUGAGCACCUAGGAGGCGAACCGCACGACGACUUCCUGCACCCGGGGAGCCUGGAGUGUGUCCGGAGAGUGAACGAGAUGGCUAACAAGCACUGGGAGCUCUACGCCAGCGAGGAGCUCCAUGAAGACCUCCCGGGGCAUCUGCUAACCUACCCGAUCGCCGUGGCUAAGGACGGCACGGUGGCGGCGCUCCCGGGGGCGAAGUUCUUCCCGGACACCGAGGCGCCGGUGCUGGGGAAGAAGGCGAUCAAUCCGUUGAUGACCCCCGAUAUCACCUCGUAGAUCAGGUGAAAGUUUGUGCUGGUGGUGCAUGCGGAGCAAAAGUUUGCUAGUCCUACACUGGAGUGAUGCUGCUUCCAUCAGAAUGUGUUUGUUUUUCAACGGUGUAAGUUGUCCUAGAAUGUCACCCUCUAUGUAAUGUUGAAUCUUAAUUCCAUUGUCUAAAAUAACCAAAUUUGUAAUGUUACUGGAACAAAUUUUGUAAUGAUGAGUAUGCACCUGCAAAUCGAUCACCCA
Oryza sativa Japonica Group (Japanese rice) is the source of this 2885-nucleotide messenger RNA. Its product is annotated as phospholipase D alpha 2-like. Gene Ontology annotation, cellular component: plasma membrane. Gene Ontology annotation, biological process: phospholipid catabolic process; phosphatidylcholine metabolic process. Gene Ontology annotation, molecular function: calcium ion binding; D-type glycerophospholipase activity. The record is from RefSeq and is a predicted model, not a curated record. Lineage: Eukaryota; Viridiplantae; Streptophyta; Magnoliopsida; Poales; Poaceae.